GUUGGUCUGUUUUGAGAGGUCGAGCCUGUCUCACGCAAACAAGGGAAUGGCAACUAGAGAAAGCUGAAACUAAUGCAAUUGUAAAAGUGUCCCGGCUACAGCGAUGACAAGCCGACAUCAACAGUUAAACGUACCUCACGUUGGACUGCUUUUGCUGUCGAGGUGAAGAGACGCACCUCCCAGGCACAAGUGGUCAUCUCCCUCUGCAUGUAGUGACAUCAAAGGGGACCAAGGAGGGCUUUUCAGCACUCGUCUCAGCAGCGUGCGAUGGACAGCACCACAAAGACGGCUGCUUGACGGAGAGCUGACAGCAUUCCCCGGAACCACCACCAGCAAAACGACAUCAUUUUGUGGACUUAACCAUUUGUUGCCAACGACCUGAAGACGCUGAAACGCAGAGAGGCUUCUUUUGCGCUGCUUUAAAAUACAACAAACACGAUGGAAGAAGACAUGGAUGAGGGGCAGGCCCAGAAAGGGUGCCUGGAGUGCUGCAUCAAAUGCCUGGGCGGGAUCCCCUACCCGUCGCUCAUAGCCACCAUCUUGCUGUACGCCGGCGUGGCUCUGUUCUGCGGCUGUGGCCACGAGGCUCUUUCCGGAACUGUCACCAUCCUCCAGAAUUACUUUGAGGUGGUGCGCAGCCCAAUGGACGCACUGGACGUCUUCACUAUGAUUGACAUCAUCAAGUACGUGAUCUACGGAGUGGCCUCAGCCUUCUUCGUCUACGGCAUCCUGCUGAUGGUGGAGGGCUUCUUCACCAGCGGGGCCAUCAAAGACCUCUAUGGAGACUUCAAGAUCACCACCUGCGGACGCUGCGUCAGCGCUUGGUUCAUCAUGCUGACGUACAUCUUCAUGCUGGCCUGGCUCGGGGUGACGGCGUUUACCUCCCUGCCCGUCUUCAUCUACUUCAACAUCUGGAGCAUUUGCCAAAACGCCACCGUGCUGGAGGGAACCUCGCUCUGCCUGGACCCGCGCCAAUAUGGUAUAGUGGCUAUUAACGAAGCUAAGACAGUGUGUGCAGGAUCCGAGAAGUUCUACAGGAUGUGCGAAUCCAAUGAGCUGGACAUGACAUUUCACCUGUUCAUCUGCGCCCUCGCUGGAGCAGGAGCCGCUGUCAUCGCUAUGAUCCACUACUUGAUGGUGCUGUCGGCCAACUGGGCCUACGUGAAGGACGCGUGCCGGAUGCAGAAGUAUGAGGACAUCAAGUCCAAGGAGGAGCAGGAGCUUCACGACAUCCACUCCACUCGCUCCAAGGAACGACUCAACGCUUAUACAUAAAAAGCCAAGUGGGACGGGGGGGACACUCCCGGGUGGGCGUGGGGGGGUUCCUCCCCACCGCCAACGUCACUGGUGCAUCACAUGACAAUGUGGUUUGAGCGGGGGUACGCCUCAGCCGCAAACAACAUUUCAGCUAACAAAAAGAAGCCCCUUUACCUCUCGUGGCCGGUGUUUGUUAUCAUUAUGGCAGUUGUUGAAAUAUGACACCAAUCGUUUAGUGCCGAGUAGUAGUUGUAGUGUAGUGUGUAGAAUCACGAGUAGCACUAGGACCAGUUUUUUACUAUUAUUCUUUUUUACACUUUACGCUUAGGAAAUAAUGAAUUUGCUAAGCCUCUUUUUUUUUUCUUUUUUGCUCCUAAUCCUCCUGUUACGAUUGUUCAUGGGUCAAUGUGACCUGCUGCAUAUUUGAUUUGAUUUGACAUACCAUGUAGAUAUAAAAAAUAUUACAAAAAUAUAUCUUUUUUUAGUUUGUUUUUUUUAGAUUUCAACCUUCCUGUUAGGUUACUUUCUUUGGAACACCAAAUAUUUUCAUGGUUCAAUGUGACCUGCUACAUGUUUAGUCAUUUAAAAAAAAUUAAAAAAAGAUUUAUUUAAAAACUAAUUGAAAAAAAUAGAAGUACAAAAAUAAAGCCAGCAAAAUAUUUUCUUUUUAUUUUUUACACUUUUUAAUUAUUGUCUUACAUUUUUAAACUUUAAAAUAGGUAAAUUUGACCUGCUGCAUAUUUAACCAACAAUUUAAUUAAAUAAAAACAAAACAAGAAAUAGAAGAAAAGAAAAACUUUUUUUAACCCUCCUGUUAUGUUAGUUUCUUUGCAACACCAAAAAUGUUCCUGGGUCAAUGUGACCCACUACUUGUUUAAAUUUACAUUUAAAACAAUAUGUGUAAAAAUAUACGGCACGGUCGACUUGUUACAACAUCUGGCUCACAGUUCCGGGGUUCAAACCCCGGCCCCGCCUGUGUGGAGUUUGCAUGUUCUUCCCGUGCCUGCGCGGGUUUUCUCUGGGUACUCCGGUUUCCUCCUUCAUCCCAAAAACAUGCAUGGUACGUUGAUUGAAGACUCUAAAUUGCCUGUAGGUGUGAAUGUGAGUGCGAAUGCUCAUUUGUCUCUGUGUGCGCUGCAAUUAGCUGGUGACCUGUUCAGUGCGUACCCCCACUUUUGUGCAAAAUCAGCUGGGGUAAGGUGCCAGCACACCCGCGGCCCCAGUGAAGAUAAGCGGUUCAGCGAAUGAAUGGAUAUGUAAAAAUUAGAAGAAAAAAAAAUCAGGCACUUAGUUUCAGUCUUUUUUUCUUUUCUUUUUUUUUUUUUUUUUUACUUUUUUUUUAAUUUACUUAGAUUUUCAAACAGUAAAAUGUGUCAAUUUGACCCACAAUAUAACAGGAGGUUUAAGAUAUUUUUGAGUUCUCGGGUGAAGCAUGACUUAUUCUUGCUUCAUGAGGAGGUCAGCAGGGGCUUUAAAAAAGGUUCUCAAGCACAUUUCUCAUCUCAUGUGUGAUAUCGAUGUACUGUAUGUGAAUGAUUUAUGUAUAGUAAAAAAAAAAUAGUAAAAUGUUUGCCAGGAAUUAAAACCACUAAUCACAAUACAGUACCUAUUUUAUAUUUUAAGAUAGAUAAAAAAUAGCGACACAACAAUGAAUACCAAAAUCAAUCAAUGACUCGCUAGGUGUGUCAAGCCUGUUAAACAGGGAAAUUAUUUUUUUGAUUGAUAUACAUAUAUAUAAAAAAUUGGAUUAAAUUAGCGAGAAAGUGAUCAUCUAUCUCUGAACUGUGAAUGAUUCCAUUGUCACUAAAGCACAUACUCUCAUAAGCCACUGUUAUGAUUAUGACUGAUAAUACUGAUAAUAAAUUCCGUUGUCGUUGUUGUUUUUUUGCAGACUGCACUGUAUAUAGUGAUAUUUCAAAGCAUUCCAAUGUGUGGUUAAGCACUGCAAUGGGAGAAUAAUUGCGUUGGUCCACUUAAAGGAGACAUAUUAUGCUAUAUUAUGUUUUGGUGGGGCUGUUCUCUGUCUCAUGCAAAUUCUUUCAUUGCCUUGAUGACUGGGCACGUGUUCCGAAAAGGCUUAAAACUUUAUGAUUUAAUAUAAAAAAAAAUUUUUUUAAAAGGACUAUCAACAAAUUCAGCCAGUUUUUGUAGCGUUAUUGGAGAGACCUUGAGAGACCCUGAGACCUUGAAGCUCCCUCCUCAUCCAGACAUUAAAUGAAUGCCUCUUGCUCAAAGGUACCACUGGCUAAUUUAACAACAGAUAAAGCUCUAUUGUAUUUUCCCUCGUGGAGUCAGCACUUCAUUACCGGACCACCCAAUUACACUGCCUCCACGAGGCCAACUUGGUUGAACAUUCAGUAUGCAGCUAAUCGGAAUCUAUCGCUGGAACACUGUUCACGUUUCUGUGCUAACACUGCAGCUCUGCUUAACUUUUUAGUUUUGAUAUGGUUGUGUUUCCGUGUUUUGUUGCAUGUCACUUGAAAAUCAGCCAAGUAUUAGCCGGAAAAAUUUGCGUGGGUGAGAAAUUAUAUAAAUUAGACAAAUUGAGACACUCACUCGCAGACGGAUUUUCAGAAAUGUGGCAGUUAGCAGAAGCUAAUGCUGAAGAGACUCUUAGCUAAUGCUAAUCUGUGCUAACACUGCAGCUCUGCUUACGUUUUGGCUUUGUCGUGAUUCCCUGCAGUCCGGCGUCAUUUAAAAAUGGCGGAUCUUCACGCAGCCUAGCCACGAGGUCAUGGGCAGUGAACACUGCUUGGGGUGGGAUUAUGUCAUUUAGAUGAGCUGUUACAUCAUAUUGGCAAAAUCAAUUUCACACUUGAUGGGUCGGUAGUCACUCCAGAGACCCAACUUAAGCGUACACAAAUAAUUAAAGUCAAUUUUCCAUAAUAUGCCUCCUUUAAGUGUUCUUUACUGUAGACAGCAAUGGUCUGAGAAGAGGAAGCCUGACAGCCGAUUGGCUGGUGGGAAAAAAAAAAAAACGAUUAUUAUCAGUGUUUCGUAGACUUAUACGACCAUUUUCUGUGCUCCGAGUUGGAAAACUGUACUGUUAGUAAAGACUGUGACUUUAGAUGUUAUUCGUGGCAUGGAUAUGCAUUAAUAUAGUCGGGUUGACUCAAAAAGUUACCUUCAUCUCACAUCUUUGUUUUUAAAUUGAUUUUGACACUUUUUGCCUGUCUUGCUGGAUCAGCCCCUUUGUUUCAAUGUGCAGUACUAAACCUUCCAUAUAAACAUGCUUCAUGCUACUGAUAUAGAGAUGUAGUCGUUUGAGUUGUUUUGAUUUUGUUUGUGAUGUGGAAACGUCCUACAGCUUGAUACUUGUAGUCAUAAUGACCCCUCUCUCUCACUCUCUCUCUCUCGCUCUCUCUCCUCUCAACCUUCUCCUUGUAUUUGUCUUUUGUACUUUCACCACCGAUGCUUCGUAGCAGGCUUUUAAAAAAGAAAAAAGGGAAAAAAGUUGGAUUUGUUUUGUAUACAUCCAUGUGCCAACAGCUUGAAAUGGCUUAUUUGACCUGUAUGAUCAAAUUUGCUUGCGUAAAUAAAAUUCACUUGUGUACUUGUUGAUAGAUGGCCAUUUUAAAAUGAGUGACUGCAAUGUAACCCACUAGAUGUCGCUGUUGUCGCCGUUUCAUUGCAAAUGCAAAAGGUUGGAGGCUAAAUACCCCGAAAAAGCUCACCUCAUAAAAUUGCAGCAUUAAAUUAGCACUAAUAAUACAAGGUAUUAUCUACCAGUACAUAUUGAAAUCGCCAAGUUGUAUUAUUUAAUGAAAGUAAUAAAGAAGCAGUGAAAUCCUCAAAAUGACAAUCGGCAUUUGACC
Molecule: messenger RNA, 5072 nt
Organism: Phycodurus eques (leafy seadragon)
Lineage: Eukaryota; Metazoa; Chordata; Actinopteri; Syngnathiformes; Syngnathidae
Gene: gpm6aa
Product: glycoprotein M6Aa
Exons: 9
Coding region: 439-1275 (278 amino acids)
Biological process (GO): neuron projection development
Cellular component (GO): neuronal cell body; axonal growth cone; plasma membrane
Source: RefSeq, a predicted model, not a curated record